Molecule: messenger RNA, 2449 nt
Organism: Octodon degus (degu)
Lineage: Eukaryota; Metazoa; Chordata; Mammalia; Rodentia; Octodontidae
Gene: Aknad1
Product: AKNA domain containing 1
Exons: 13
Coding region: 1-2265 (754 amino acids)
Source: RefSeq, a predicted model, not a curated record
AUGGAUGAAACAGAUUUUUCAGAAGAUACAACUUCCAAGCAACAGGAGGAUCUGCCUUACGAUGACACUUGCCCCCAAGUGCAGAUGUGUGAUGAUGGCGAUUUUACCUCAAAAAAUAAGGUCCUUGGGGUUGCCGAUCAAGUUGUCCUCACAGAAGAGGAGCUGCAAGCAAAGGCAGCACAUAGUGAGACUUGCCCCGAUACAGCCGCAGCCACGACCUGGGGUAGAAUUACUGAGAACGACUUCGUUGUUGACAAAAACUGUGAUAAAGAGAAACAAUAUCCCCUGACACUUUAUAUUCCAGCAGAUAAAGGAGAUACUUCGAAGUCAAAGAUUUCUGAUAUUUUGCUCCAUCAUCUUUCAAAGGAGCAGUUUUUAGGAGGUCAAGGCAUUGAUUGUGAAACUCUGCCAGAGAUCUCUAAUGCUGACAGUACUGAUGAAGCAGCUAUUGUCACAAAUAUUUCUUCAUGCUAUGUUAGGAACUUUUGGCCAAAAGAACAAAGCCCAGAAUUCACCGACCAACUCAACCCUAACAGGGAUGGAGAGAACAGCAGUAAGCCCAGUCAUUCUCCAGGUUUUUCUGAUUUAGAAGAGUUGGUCACUGUUGGAAAGAGCAGCCAUCAGGAAAAUUCAAAUCUUUUAAUACAGAUCACAGAUCUGGGUGACAAACAAAAAAGUUGCAAAGGGCACGAAUCCCAGAAGCAGCUGACUGAAAAAGCAAGCUCAAGCAGUGUGUGCAAAUACGGCCAAGGUCAAGUUCAUUACCAGCCCCCAGAUUUCUCUAAGGUUGCUCCGGAAGUGAAAAUCCCCAAACAUAACCUAUUGAAUAAGUCACCCACAGUAGCUAAACAAGCCAGCUUUUCCCCUAAAUUGAGAAAUAAAUCCAUCAUUGUGCAAGACAUUUUAGAAAACCUGUCUAGGUCAAAUUCUGUUGAAGAGCAACAAGCAGAAAGGCAAGGGAACAGUGCAGAACCUUCACAACACGCGCAGAUGGAGUCUCCGGUACACAUCCAAGAACUUCUCACAGGGUUAGAGCCAGAGCCAAGUCUCUUGACUUUGACAUCAGCCUCUCAGAAAGACCUUUCCACAAGUUCUUCUUCCAUAUUUCAAAAGAUAUGCCAAGGGAAACAGAUGUAUCAGAAAUUGAAAGAACAGACGGAUCAACUGAAGACUAAGGUACAAGAAUUUUCCAAAAGACUACAACAGGACACUCUCUGCCAUUUGCAAGACAAAAAGCUGGUGCUGGAGCAACUGCAGGGACAUCUUGAAGAGCUGCAGCAGGAGUUUGUGGCCACCAAGGAGAAGCACUUGGCCUUGCUGCAGCAGCACAUCCACAGGCAGGAAGCUCCAGCCGCUGGUGACUUUGAUCUGGAAAGGACAGUGGAAGGUAAAAUCUUCAAGCUGGAGAUGCUACUUGAAGACAUGAAAGAGAAAACUGAUGAAAGGAAAUGCCCCUCAGUUCUCUCCCUUCCCAUGAAUUCUCCAGCCUUCCCAGAGGACACGGCGUCUGCAUUCUCUUCCUCCUCAGAUGAGGUGGACCCCAGCGGCGCAUCGGGGAGCCCGGAGCCUGCUGCGACGGUGGCCCCGAGUCCAGGCUGUGCCUUCUGCCGCUGCCUCCUGGAAUGGAAGCAAAAGAUGGAGAGAAAAGGUCUCAGGAGGAUCAACUGUGGCAAGUUUUCAAUUAUCAUUCAUGAAAAGGCGCUGCACCAAGAUCCAACACUUGGACUGAGCUGCUCGGGUUGCAGCAGCACGCGCGGGCACUGUGGCGCGGAGGUGCAGAGCUCGCCAGGCGUCCGCGGGAAGGACCCGCUGCAAGAGUUUCAUUACAGAUACGACACUCCAGGACAAUAUUACUUAAAUCACAGCAGAAGAGGUGCCUUUGUCCAGCCCGGCUCUUUAGAUGAAAAUAAAACUUCUGCUCCUUCUUUUUCAAAACUGAAACAGCUGUGUUCCCAUGGAGUGAAUUCACAGUCCUUUGAAGAUGAAUGUGAGCCUGCACUAGGAAAAAAUCCCAAGACCUGUACCGCCCGCAGCGCAGAGCCUGCAGUCCUCCGGCCCCGCCUCCAGGCCUGCAGGAUUUCUGGAAGCAAAUCUUUAUGUGACUUCAGUGCCAUUGAAAAAACGGAGUCCAAGAUCUUAAAUUCAGCCCUGGAUCACGCCCUGAAGACAGCAACCAUUUUGAAAAAGACCACUGAUCAAAUGAUUAGAGCGAUUGCAGAAGACCUUGCCAAAGCAAAGAGGUGGAGGAAUCGCCUGAAGUACUAACCCAAGGAAGCCACGUUUAAAAAGAAAAAAAUAUGCAAAGAAAACUCGAUCAGCACCCUACCCCAAAUAUUUUACUUAUUACACAAUUCAGAAAGAUGUCUUUUAAAGACAACACUUAAAUCUUAACAGGGUAACACAAAGUGUUUAAGUGGGAAUAAAAGAUCCCCUGAUUCUUAAAACCAAA